Molecule: messenger RNA, 561 nt
Organism: Cyclocybe aegerita
Lineage: Eukaryota; Fungi; Basidiomycota; Agaricomycetes; Agaricales; Hemipholiotaceae
Source: the annotation of a GenBank genome assembly
AUGAAGUCCAUUCUCAGUCUCGCCCUCGUCGCCCUCCUUCCGUGCAUCAAGGCAUCGUUCCCUGGAAGCACCUUCGGAAUUGUCUACAACACCACUUCGUCUCUGAUUCCCAGCGCCGGCCAUCUCGCUGUCUUCCAAACCGAAACCAACCCUCCGGGAGCAUUCUAUACCACUAUUUCGCCUACCACCCCCGACAUUGGAGGGUAUUUCACCGUAGCUGGCGUUAGCGGAGGAGUCUUGCACAAUGCCUGCAGUGACAUUGGCAUUGCAGUCCUCGUUCCACCCAAUCCACCAAUCAAUGGCCUGAAAUACGUUUUACAGUGGACGCCAGGGCCGCUCAAUAAUUUACCCGAGGGUAGCCUGGUCCUUCCGUUCCAACUCGGGCCUGCCCCCACCUAUGACACCAUCGUCAACACUGAUCCCCAGGCUAACCCUGGAACGUUCAAAGUUGUGCCGUUCGGGGGAGAAGCCUCUUACGUGGUGGGUUGGGCAGAUGAUGAAACUGAUGGGUCAGCGAUCACUCUUGUGAAGACUGGAACUCAAAAUGUGCAAUGUCCGUGA